UUCCAACGCAACUAAAACCCGUCUCAGAGAAAAUCGUAUAACCGGCGGUUACCGACCCCGCUCACAUAGUUUGGCUAAAUAUGCUGUUUCAAUAAGAAAACGAAAUCGUUACAAUUUCAUAUUAAAUACCUAUUUCGGUACGGGACACAUGUGUGGUGGUUCAAUUUUAAGUUCAAAAUUAAUUUUAACAGCGGCUCAUUGUUUAAAAACGCAUAAGAAAACAACACGUUCAUCGGGUCUUGAAGUUGUAGCCAAAACCCCAGAACGUUUGCACAAAACAUCCGAAACGCAAAUUUUACGUGUUAGGGAAGUUAUAACACAUCCAAAAUAUAGUUCUCAGCAUUUUCACAAUGAUAUUGGUCUAUUGAAAUUGGAGGAUGAAAUCAUUUUGGAUAAUCUAUGGGCAGCAGAAAUUCAAUUGCCCCAAAACCAGCCCAUACCUCAAACAGUAUGUACUGUUAUCGGUUGGGGUAGAAUCUACGAGAACGGUCCCUUUCCCAAUGAAAUUUUAUAUGCAGACAUUAAAAUAUACAGUAGUUCGGAUUGCCAAAAUAUAUUCCCUAAUUUUGGUGAAAAUAAAAUCUGCGCUGGUGAUAAACUGGAUUCAGAAAAGGAUGCUUGCCAUGGAGAUUCAGGUGGUCCAUUGAUAUGUAAUG
Messenger RNA from Musca vetustissima, 656 nucleotides. Its product is annotated as trypsin-1-like. Gene Ontology annotation, biological process: proteolysis. Gene Ontology annotation, molecular function: serine-type endopeptidase activity. The annotation marks the transcript as partial. NCBI's taxonomy places the organism in Eukaryota, Metazoa, Arthropoda, Insecta, Diptera, Muscidae. The transcript has 3 exons. The record is from RefSeq and is a predicted model, not a curated record.